AAAAAAUAGAGCGGUCCCUGCCACUCGCUGCAUGCAAUCGAUUCCAUGUCGCCAAUUGUUCGCCGCGCGGGCUGACAUUUGAUCCAUUCCAGCAAAGCAGCAAGCACGCUGCAAGAGAGACAGCCCUCCAGUUGGUCGGCUUGUUCUUUGUGCCAGCAAACCUCGCGCGCCCGCCGCGCCGCGCCUUUCCCUAGCCUUCUCAUUCAUCAUUUUUCUUUGAGGCGAUCCCUUGACCAUCACACAGCCCAGCGCAAUCCGGCGACUGGUUUGCGGUCGCAUUGUCGAGCCUCAACAGCUUCGACUCGAUCUGCCAUCCACGCCUUGGUCCUUCGUAUCCAGAACUUCCCUGUCCUUUGCUCGCUCUCCCCGCGACCCAUCUUUGACGUAUCCGCGCAAACAGCCGCCAUCAUGGCGGACUACGACCCCGAAGCUCAACCUGACCUGGGCUGGAAUGAAGAUGGCGAUGAUGAUGGGCCGGACGAGCCUCAGUCGGCCACGCAGGAUAGCGACAGCAAUGAUUCAAAUCAACAGCUUCAAGCUGCCUCUGUUGCCAACGGUGAUUCCGAAGAUGCGGCCGAUUAUGAUCCCGAAUCUGUCUCCCUCGUUGGCGCCGUCACUGGCCUUGAUUCUAAGCCGUUGAAACCCUCCCCUCAGCCUGCUGGAAAGAAGCGAAAGACUGCCGGCGGCUUCCUAGUGGGAGACUCCGAUGACUCUGAAAACGAGGACGCGUCUGCUCCCAGUGUCCAGCCGCCUGCUACAAAGCCGCUCCCCCAGUCACCUGUCCAAAUUCACAACGGCGCCGCCCAAAAGGCACCUUCGCCCGUCCUUGCUCAACCCGCGGAGGCAGGUGCCGACCUUGAUGGCCCAAAGCCGAGCCAUGCCAGUGUUGUCCCUCCUAUCAUGUCUUAUGACCCCAUCCCGGCCCUUGAACUCCGGGUCAAGGAAGACCCGCGAGGAGCAAUCGAUGCCUGGCUGUCCCUCUUGGCCGCCUACCAUCAACGCAACAACAUCCAGGAGAUUCGCGGUGCCUACGAGCGUUUUCUCGCUGUAUUCCCUCAUGCGGCCGACAUGUGGGUUAAAUAUCUAGAAAUGGAACUGAACGAGGGCAACUUUGUCGAAGCCGAGGCCCUGUUUGGGAAAUCCCUAAUGUCGGUUCCCAACGUGCAGCUCUGGACUGUCUACCUCGACUACAUCCGUCGGCGAAACGACCUGAACGACCCUAGCGGCCAGGCGCGCAAGGUGGUUACACAGGCGUACGAGUUCGUCAUCGACAACGUAGGCAUCGACAGGGAUGCGGGGAAAAUCUGGAGUGACUAUAUCCAGUUUAUCCGCCUGGCACCGGGCACCAUUGGCGGUACUGCAUGGCAAGACCAGCAAAAGAUGGAUCAACUGCGCAAGGCGUUCCAGCGCGCUGUCUGCAUGCCGAUUUCUAACGUCAACUCAUUGUGGAGAGAGUAUGACCUGUUCGAGAAGGCCGCGAAUACCACGAACUCGGCGACAUCGAGGAAGUUUGUGAACGAGCGCUCUCCGGCCUAUAUGACCGCCAAGAGUGCCAACAUGGCGCUCGACAACGUUACCAGGAAUCUCGUCCGCUCCAGCUUCCCCCGUCUCCCUCCAGCUCCAGGGUUCGAAGGUGACGUCGAGUUCGCCGAACAACUAGAGAUAUGGCAACGCUGGAUCAAGUGGGAGAAGGAAGACCGCCUGGAUUUGGCAAACGACGAACCCGAGCUUCUCAAAAAACGCAUUCUCUACACCUACCGUCAGGCGAUCAUGGCACUGCGGUUUUGCCCUGAGAUAUGGGUAGAUGCGGCAGAGUGGUGCUUCGAGAACAGCAUUGUUCUGAACGGCAAGGACGCUGGCCUGGCGUUUCUUACCGAAGGGAUUGAAGCUAAUUCGGAAAGCGUGCUCCUGGCUCUGAAACAUGCCGACCGCAUCGAGACGACGUACCCCAUCGAUGAAGGCGACGAGGCCAAGAUCGCUCGGGGCAACGCCGUCAAAGCCCCGUACAUCAAGGUCCUCGACACGCUCUACGCACAAAUCAAGACGGUGAAGGAACGUGAAAAGGCCGAGAUCGCCAGGAUCCGGGAGAGUGCGCCACAGGCUGCCCCGGCACAGAAGUCGGAGGAUGACGACGAUGGCGAAGCGUCUGCCGAGAAGCCGCAGCCCGACGAGAAUCAGGAGCUCAUCUCUGGCAUCGAGAAAGGGUUCGCCGCCCAGACGGACUUGCUCGGACGUACCGUCUCCUUCGUAUGGAUCGCCCUUGCCCGCGCCAUGCGCCGCAUCCAGGGCAAGGGGAAUCAAAAGUUGGAGGCCCCGCUGGGCGGUAUGCGACAAGUUUUCACCCUGGCCCGGCUACGCGGCCGUCUGUCGAGCGACGUCUACAUUGCCAUGGCCCAGCUGGAGUGGACGGUCUACAAGGAUAUCUCUUGCACCAAGAUCUACGAGCGUGGUGCCAAGCUCUUUCCGGAGGACGAGCACUUCAUGUUGGAGUAUCUGAGGUACCUUCAUGCAAAGGACGACACGACGAAUGCGCGUGUUGUGUUCGAGACCUGUGUCAACAGGCUCACGCAGAAGCCUGCCUUGGUCCACAAGGCAAAGCCUCUAUACUCGUACUUCCAUCAGUACUCGUCCAGAUUCGGCGAGUUAUCUCAGACAGCCAAGCUGGAGAAGCGAAUGGCUGAGCUGUUCCCCGAGGACCCCCAGCUUGCUCAUUUCACCGCGCGAUUCGGAACCAACGCGCGAAUCGGGACUGAUGAGUUCAAUCCCAUCACCGCCCGCUUCAUCAUUUCACCCGCGGCCCAGCUACGACCCAAGCUUCUGAUGCCCUCGAUCGAGUCCAACCUGCCAGCCCCAGGUAGUCCCGGCGGCCCGCGACCGCUCAACAGCCCACGGCCCCAGUUUAUGCAACCCACAAACUCCCCGAAGCGGCCGUUCCCUAUCGACGACUUUGACGACUCCAACCCGCCUCCAAAGAAGAUACAGCGUGGGGACCGUGACCGGGAUCGGGAACGAGACCAACGUGAUUUCCAGCGGGGCGAGUCGCCGCUCAAGGGAGCCGCUGGGCGACGGCUGGAAAACCAGCGCAGAAUGCAUGGACAUGGUCACGGCCACGGGAACGCGGGCUCCUCAUACAGCGCCCCAGCCCCUUCCAUUCCACGCGAUAUCACUUUUCUGUUGAGCCAGCUGCCCAACGCCGAGUCUUACAAUACAUCCAGGCUGAACUCGGCACUGGUUAUGGAUAUGCUUCGUGACACGCACGUACCCGACUACCCUGCGUGGAAGACCCGCCAGGAGAAAGGGCCCUCACGCCAGAACCAUGGACGCCAAGUAUCCACUGACUUCGCCUCACACGGGCACCACCAUCAGGGCCGCGACUCCCCAAGCCUGAUAGGUCGCACCAAUAGCCCCUUUAGCGACGCGAGGAGACAGCUAGCCUCUGCUUCUGCUACAUACCAACAACGUCCAGCGUCGCGUGAUUCGUACGAACCGCCGCCGGUGCAACCGUAUGCGCCACCGCCUCAGGGCUAUGAAGGCGCGCCCACGGGUGCAUGGCCACCACCUCCCCAACUUCCUUAUGGAGCAACGGCACCUGCACACGGCUACGGGGCUCCGCCACAGCAGUUGUACCAGCAGCCCGCCCCUCAGCAAUCCUCUCAGCCACCCUAUGGAAGUUACCGAUACUAGAUAUGCGGGUAGCAGCAUGCGGGCAUCACAUCCCGAUCACCCUCCCAUACCUUCUCACCCAUCUCUAUCAUAAUCACCGGGCGCCCCAUGCCUUAGAAGAUCACGUUUCGUAUUUCACAAUUUUGUAACACUAUUCGGAGCAUUUACCCAGUUCCCCUCUUCCAUCACCUCUCACGGUGGUCACAAAACGUCGCACGUUUAGUCACCCAAGUCACCCUGGGUGGUUCGGUAGACCAAAGCACCACG
Messenger RNA from Gaeumannomyces tritici R3-111a-1, 3930 nucleotides. RefSeq names its product mRNA 3'-end-processing protein RNA-14. The record is from RefSeq and is a predicted model, not a curated record. Gene Ontology annotation, cellular component: nucleus. Bases 409 to 3684 code for a protein of 1091 amino acids. The transcript has 4 exons. Gene Ontology annotation, molecular function: protein binding; mRNA binding. Gene Ontology annotation, biological process: mRNA 3'-end processing. Lineage: Eukaryota; Fungi; Ascomycota; Sordariomycetes; Magnaporthales; Magnaporthaceae.